Molecule: messenger RNA, 1366 nt
Organism: Rhincodon typus (whale shark)
Lineage: Eukaryota; Metazoa; Chordata; Chondrichthyes; Orectolobiformes; Rhincodontidae
Gene: plcxd2
Product: phosphatidylinositol-specific phospholipase C, X domain containing 2
Exons: 4
Coding region: 1-1056 (351 amino acids)
Biological process (GO): lipid metabolic process
Molecular function (GO): phosphoric diester hydrolase activity
Source: RefSeq, a predicted model, not a curated record
AUGUCUGUAGCCGGCUGGGCUGCCUGGCUGUUCCGGGCGGUGCGGCAGCUCGGAGCUUCACAGCCUCCUGCUCCUCCCACUCCCCGGGAGCCCGACCCCCGGGGACCGGCCUCUCCACAUGCCGACUGGAUGGGCAACCUCCCGCCGGCUCUCAGCGCCCUGCCUCUCGCCAAUCUGGCCGUGCCAGGAUCUCACAAUUCCUUUAGCUUUUGGAUCGACGAAAAAUCCCCAGUGGGCCCGGACCAGCCGGUUGUGGUCAGGCACAUGGCUGGAAUUUUCCGGUCCUCCUGGAAGAAGAUGAUGAAGAGAUGGUCGGUGACACAAAGCUUGACUUUUCGGGAGCAGCUAGAGGCCGGUAUCCGUUAUUUUGACCUCCGCGUUUCCACCAAACCCGGGGACAGCCAGGAACUUUAUUUCAUCCAUGGUUUAUUUGGCAGCAAGGUUCACGAUGGUCUGAUCGAGAUUGACAAUUUCUUGACAGCUCACCCCAAAGAGGUGGUUUUCCUCGAUUUCAACCACUACUACGAAAUGGAGGGCUCAAACCACGAAUACCUUAUCCAGAUGCUUAGAAACACCUUCGGGUCCAAACUCUGUCGAGCUAACCUGGUGGAGGAAAUAACGCUGCAGUAUUUAUGGGAACAUAAGUAUCAGGUGCUUGUGUUCUAUCACCAUCCCAUGGCCCACGACUUUCCCUUUCUGUGGCCGGGUAAUCAGAUGCCAGCGCCCUGGGCAAACACCAUUGACGCACGGAAGUUGGUGCAGUUUCUGGAGACCACCCUGAACGAGCGGGCAAAAAGGGGGACUUUCCACGUGUCCCAGGCCAUCCUCACCCCUCAGACCAAGACGGUGAUUCGCGGGCUCAUCGUUGGACUACGCGACUUUCUCGUCGCUAGAAACCUGCCGACAAUAAUGAACUGGGUGAAGUCUCAGAAGCCUGGUGUCAAUGGUGUCAACAUCAUUACCUCAGACUUUGUGGAACUUGUUGAUUUUGCUACGACUGUGAUCAACUUAAACGACUUGCUGCUACAUGACAGGAGCAAACGUGAACAAAUUUAGUGCACUUUCUUAUUCUGGGCAGGGUAUCAUUUUGUGUAAUUGCUCGCAGGGAGUUUAGUUACCAUAUGCAUCAAUAUUAGGCUCAUUCGGUCCGCUCCGAAAUCCAUCUUAGUGACUGCCUUUGGCUUUAUAUUUCAGGUUAAAAAAAUCUGAAAUCUCCACUUACUACAGGAACGACCAAACAUCUCAUAUCUGCACUCCAUCAGAAGGACUGUAGCACCUCCACAGUUGGAGGAUGACAACUUUAUACAGACAAGGCCCAUCGGCUGCUGUAGAAAUGUAUCACAGAAAAGGCUUUGGAUGUAAUGAU